Messenger RNA from Saccharomyces kudriavzevii IFO 1802, 261 nucleotides. RefSeq names its product ATPase-binding protein (gene STF1). The transcript has a single exon. Gene Ontology annotation, cellular component: mitochondrion. Gene Ontology annotation, molecular function: ATPase inhibitor activity. NCBI's taxonomy places the organism in Eukaryota, Fungi, Ascomycota, Saccharomycetes, Saccharomycetales, Saccharomycetaceae. The record is from RefSeq and is a predicted model, not a curated record. Gene Ontology annotation, biological process: negative regulation of ATP-dependent activity. The coding region runs from base 1 to 261 and encodes 86 amino acids.
AUGUUAAACCGUUGCAUUUCUCGUCAUACCAAGCUGCCAGUAAAUUUAAGAGUCGCCUCUCGCUUUUAUUCAGAUGGCCCUCUUGGUGGUUCCGGCCCCGGUGGCCCUCAAGAUAUCUUCAUCAAGAGAGAACGUGCUAAGGAAGAUUACUAUGCCAGGCAGCAGGAAAGAGAACAACUAGCUCAUGUAAAGGAACAGCUGAAAGAGCACAAGAAAAAACUAGAAAAUUUAGAAAACAAGAUUAACAACCUUUCAAAGUGA